Molecule: messenger RNA, 828 nt
Organism: Oryza brachyantha (malo sina)
Lineage: Eukaryota; Viridiplantae; Streptophyta; Magnoliopsida; Poales; Poaceae
Product: non-specific lipid-transfer protein 1-like
Exons: 2
Coding region: 116-499 (127 amino acids)
Biological process (GO): lipid transport
Cellular component (GO): membrane
Molecular function (GO): lipid binding
Source: RefSeq, a predicted model, not a curated record
GGUCGCCUCGAGCUCUACAUAUACACGCUCACGCUCUAGCACUCGCGCAUCUGCUAGUGAUCAGUGCUGCGCGCACACGUUAAUUUUGCGCGAGGGUUCGAGGAGGAUUCGAGAGAUGGUGGCCGUCGCGAGGAGCCGGGGUGCGGCGGCGGCGGCGCUGCUGGUGGCGCUGCUGGUGCUGCUGCCGGGGACGGGCACGGUGACGGUGGCGAGGGCGGCGCUGUCGUGCUCGACGGUGUACAACACGCUGCUGCCGUGCCUCCCGUACGUGCAGUCCGGCGGCGCGGUGCCCGCGGCGUGCUGCGCGGGGAUCCGGAGCGUCGUGUCUGCGGCGCGCACCACGGCCGACCGCCGCGCCGCCUGCACCUGCCUCAAGAACCUCGCCGCCGCCGCCUCCGGCGGGCCCUACAUCAGCCGCGCCGCCGGGCUGCCCGGCCGGUGCGGCGUCUCCGUGCCGUUCAAGAUCAGCCCCAACGUCAACUGCAACGCGGUAAACUGAGAGCACCACUCUUGGGCCACAAAGAGCGUGGGCUGAAAGACGAGACGGGCCCAUGGGAGUGUGCUCCAACGUGUUCAAGACAGUGAAGUGAAUAAUCAAACGUGUGUUGUGUUGUGGUGUGUACUUAACAGUUUAAUUACAAGUGUGAGCUACUACUCAUGCACACUAGCAGUUUAAUUAUGCUCUGAAUCUGUUUGCUCUCAGAUGCAUAGCGUCAUAAACUGAUACAGAAAGGAAGCAACCAAGGGUCCAUUCGUUUUGAAUGAACUUCACAUGAAUCUUAGAGCAAUUGAACCGUUUCCUAUAAAAAAUACCAGAAAAUUCAUGCG